Messenger RNA from Mycena citricolor, 2214 nucleotides. NCBI's taxonomy places the organism in Eukaryota, Fungi, Basidiomycota, Agaricomycetes, Agaricales, Mycenaceae. The record is from the annotation of a GenBank genome assembly.
GCCGUACCCAGCUCGUUGAUCGUGUUCUCAGAUCGCCACUAUAAAGUGAGUCCUGGCUUAUUCGCACUCCAACAGAAGCUCCUCCUCGGUUCUUUUGUGCCACCAGCGGUCUCAUAACUCUCUGAAUGCCCAAUCAGUACAAGCCCGUUCCUAAUGCUGAAGACCUCCGUCCUUUCAUCGAGAAGUACUGGAAGCAGAACAAGAAGGAUGUCGAGAUCGUCGAGCUGCUCAAGAAGUAUCACAUCGAUCUCAACAAAUACGGCCUCGAAGUUCAAACAUUUAGAAAAAUUCGCGAGAAGCUUGGUUUCAUACGCACGCGGCGUCAAGGCCACACCGUGGACACAAUUGGGGUAUUUAUUGUCAAACUCCGUCCGAUCUAUCCCAAGGCUGGCGGACGGGAGAUGGUUAGCUUGCUAUUACACGAGGAGAAUGUGCGCGUGUCCCGCGAGACUGUAAUGCGCUAUUUUCACACUCAUGAGCCCGAUCUUGUUCGUGAGCGCCGACGUGGACACUUCAAGCGCAAGCAGUUCUGGGCAGCGGGUGCCAACGAUAUAUGGGCUGUAGAUCAGCACGACAAAUGGAAGUAUAAAUUCGGUUUAGCGCUACACACUGGGAUUGACCCAUUUCUCGGCAUGAUUCAUUGGUUGAAGAUUUGGUGGAACAACAGCAAUCCCCGCCUUAUAUUCAGCUAUUAUCUGGAAACCGUGGAACGGCUUGGGGUCAUCCCACUUGUGACCCAGAGCGAUCCUGGGUCAGAGAACGUGGGGAUUGCGAAUGGACACACACAGCUGCGUCACUAUCAGGACCCCUCACUUAUCGGCACCUCUCAGCACCGUUGGAUGCGAAAGAAGAAGAACAUCAUGCCGGAAAUCACAUGGAGUCAGAUGCGGCGUCGAUUCACUCCUGGCUUUGAAGACAUCCUCGACGUUGGUGUAAACGAGGGCUGGUACAAUCCGGGAGUUCUACUCGAAGCCUUAGUCUUCCGUUGGGUAUUCAUCCCGUGGCUUCAGGGCGAGCUCGAGCUGUAUCGGCAUCGCGUGAACAAUACCGCAAAGCGCUGUGAUCGUAACAAGAUCCUUCCUCACGGUGUUCCGACUAGCAUGUUUGAGUUCCCAGAGGAUUACGCCAUCCUCGAUUUCAAGAUCAAGGUCGAUCCUAUCGGUAUUGAAAAAGUCCGACAGAUGUACGCACCACCUGAUCAUGACGUCUUUCUCCUUGUUCCCCCUGACUUCGAGAUCGCGAUCUUGGAUAUCUAUGCAAAGCUUAAUAGCCCUAUUGUGGACCGGGACUCAUGUUGGGAUGUAUAUCUCCAGCUCCUGAAUUGCCUCAAGGAGUUGGAUCAGCUCAACGAUAUCGAUCAGAGUGCCGAUGCAAGGUGGGGGCAUGUGCUGACCCAGCCGGUCGAUGAAAACAUUCCCCUUCUCCCAAACUUGCAGGAACUGCGGGGCGGUGAGGGGGUCGUCGGAGAGGGUGCUUAUUAUAUGGGUGGAGUCAACAAUGGGGAUGGUCUCGGUCCUGAACAUCACGCAUGUCUGAACGCAAUGAUCAACGAUAUCGAGCCCGAAGUGGAUCCCAUGCCCAACUCCCAGUUACCGGAUGACGCUCACGCAUUGUACGCAUGGUUCUCGGACGAAGAAGACUCUCAGGAUUUCAAUGAUCAUUGGUAUGAUAUGUCCUCCGCUUAUCAGCAUAUAAUUCCCGGCCUCCAUACUUUCAUGACCGGUGGUGUCCAGCUGAUGACGGCUGUAUUCUAUACCUGGGCGAACGAAGUCUGCAAAGAAGAUAACGAGGAGCGAGCACUCGUUAUCUCGAGUAUGGUAUGUGCGCCUGUUCUAUUUUACGUGCCGAGGCUUAUUCGAGGCGAUAGAACGGAUUGCAAUAUGCGGUUGCAGCCUGGCUCCCGAUCGUCAUUUUCCCUCAGCAAACUUGAAGCCCCGACGUUCCGAAAGGGUUUCCCAACCACAUUUGGGCUUGUCAUCGCUGCUCUUGUGGUUGUCGUAAUCAUCAAGCUUCUGGUUGACCGCGACGAGCGACGCGCACGGUCAAAGGGCGAUAUAGAGUCUCCCGAGAGAGACUCCGCAUCUAGUGACCUGGAUAAGAAGGAUGCCGAGGAUUUCGAGCCUGCUGUGGUGAAGGCGGCGGAUCCUACUGACGGAGUCAGUGAGCUCAAACGCAACUAGGCGUGGAAGUGUACUGCAGAGACGAUGACGACUA